Molecule: messenger RNA, 1676 nt
Organism: Erigeron canadensis
Lineage: Eukaryota; Viridiplantae; Streptophyta; Magnoliopsida; Asterales; Asteraceae
Product: NAC domain-containing protein 82-like
Exons: 5
Coding region: 223-1485 (420 amino acids)
Biological process (GO): regulation of DNA-templated transcription
Molecular function (GO): DNA binding
Source: RefSeq, a predicted model, not a curated record
AUUUAACUCUCUCAGAAAGCAAAAUUACGUCACCGCUGCAUUCUACUAUUCCGAUCGCCACCGUCCCAUCUUCCCGUCUUUUACCAGACCACUAAAUGUAUAUUAGUUCGUUGUGCACACAACUGUGGUUAACGGUGCUUGUGCGCCGUUUUAGGAAUUGGAAUAGACGUCGAAGCUUUUGGCGAAAUUAGAUAUUUAUAAUUACUAAAAUAUUCUGGCAUCAUGAAGAAAUCAUCAUUGUGCCCAGGAUUUCGUUUUCACCCAACUGAUGUUGAGUUGGUUAUGUACUAUUUAAAGAGGAAGCUAUUAGGGAAAAAGAUGGUACCUGAAGUUAUCGCAGAGGUUAAUAUAUAUGAUUUUAGCCCAUGGGAUCUUCCAGAUAAGUCCAGCUUGAGAAAUGGAGAUCUGGAAUGGUUCUUCUUCUGCCCAAAAUCUAAAAAAUAUCCAAAUGGUUCUAGAAUGAACCGUGCAACUAAAGCUGGUUACUGGAAAGCCAGCGGGAAAGAUAGAGAAGUGAAAUACAAGGAAAGAACUGUGGCAAUGAUCAAGACAUUGAUUUUUCACAUGGGUCAUCCACCAAAGGGUACAAGAACAGACUGGGUAAUGCAUGAAUACAGGAUGGAAGACAAGAAUCUGGCUAAUGAAGGAGUUGUUCAGGAGGCAUAUGCUCUCUGUAGGCUAUUCGAGAAAAGUGGUGCAGGGCCAAAAAAUGGUGCACAGUAUGGUGCACCAUUUGAGGAAGAAGAAUGGGUUGAUGAAGAUGAUGAAAGCGGCCUGUCAGGGGCUGCUGCUACAGAAAUAGUGAAUCCUAUAAGAACUAGUUCAGCUUAUACCAACAUGACCUUUUAUGUACCAGGUCCAUCUACUGCCACAUCUUCUGAAAACAUGAGACACAUGGAUAAAUUCACUGUAACAUCUUCAGAAGCAUUAAGUGUAUCUGGUGCUACAAAGACGUCGACUUCGUAUGCAAGUGGUUCAGCAUCAGCUAUGACGGACCCUUCCCUUGCUGAACCCGACCCAGCUGCCAUUACAGUUUCCGAAAUCGAAAGAUAUUUGGAUAAAUCUACUGUAACAACUUCAGCUGUAUUCGGUCUAUCUGGUGCUUCAGAAGUGCCGGUUCCACUUGCAAGAGAUUUAACUGUGAUGAACAUGACCUCAACCGAACCAGGUCCAUUUACGAUCACAUCUUUAACAAAUGAGAGAAAUCAUUUGCCUGCUAAGAAUGAUGCCAUGCCUACCUCUGAACUCAUUGCUUCAAUUUUUCAUGAUAAUAAUACUCUGGAGGUAGAAAAUCGAAAUGGGAACAACAUCGUUACUGAUGCACCCAACCAUGAUGAUUUCGUUUUGGACUCUGCUGCCUUGAGUACAUUAGACGACUUGAGCCUAGAUGGAUUUGACAUGUUUUAUGAUGAUGGAUCUACUAAUUCUAUGAUGGAAGCAUUUUUGCUUGAUAAUCUCGAUGACGAUCUCGGAAACUUUUUCUAGUGCAACUGGGUUGAAGUGUUAUUUUUCUGUUUAGUAUCUAUGUUUGUUGACAUGACACCUAAGGUUUUUUUUCAAUUCUUUUUGCUGGUUGGUUUCAUUAUCACAGAGCUGCUCCAAAACUGGCUUGGUUUCAAGAUGUAGAAUCCAUGUUGAAUCACCAUUUAUCAUAUAGACAUAUUCUAUGUUUAGUA